Messenger RNA from Xiphophorus maculatus (southern platyfish), 2543 nucleotides. RefSeq names its product H-2 class I histocompatibility antigen, alpha chain-like. NCBI's taxonomy places the organism in Eukaryota, Metazoa, Chordata, Actinopteri, Cyprinodontiformes, Poeciliidae. Gene Ontology annotation, biological process: immune response. Gene Ontology annotation, cellular component: external side of plasma membrane. The coding region runs from base 109 to 1488 and encodes 459 amino acids. The transcript is spliced from 15 exons. The record is from RefSeq and is a predicted model, not a curated record.
GAACCAGUCUAACAGGUGAGCUUUAGGAACAAACACAGAGAGGAGCACCAUCCUACAGCCCAACAUAAGUAGUUCUCCCCGAGGAGCAGAACUUAAUUUGGGUUCAGAAUGUCACUCCUGGCUGUUUUGGUUCUUUUGGGGACAGGAAUCACCAUCAACAGCGAAAAGCACACCCUCACCUACAUCUACACGGCCUUCUCCAAGCCAGUGAAUCUCCCAGGGUUACAUGAGUUCACUGCUAUGGGUUUAUUGGAUAACAGUAUGAUUGACUACUAUGACAGUGAGAACCAAAUAAAAGUUCCCAAACAGGAGUGGAUGAAAGAGCAUCUUGAACAAGAGUACUGGGAGAAAGGCACCCAGUCCAGAAAGAGCAAGCAGCAAUGGUUCAAGGUCAACAUCGACAUAUUGAUGAAACGAAUGAGACAGAAUGACACAAACACCCAUAUUCUCCAGUGGAUGCAUGGCUGCGAGGGUGAAACUCAGCCUGAUGGGACGAUGCAGUUUGUCCGUGGGAUGGACAUGUACAACUAUGAUGGAAACGACUUUCUGUCCUUUGACGAUGACAGACAGGUUUGGGUUGCUCCCAUUCAUGCAGCAGAAGAAACCAAGAGGAAGUGGGAUGAGGUCCAGGUGCUGAAGGAAUACACCAAGGGCUACCUGGAGAAGGAGUGCAUGGAAUGGAUGAGCAAGUUUAGAGACUUUGGGAAAGAGCAGCUUCUAAAAGCCAGUCCACCUACAGUGCAUUUGUUCACUCGUAAAGCCAAGUCUGAGACAAACACAAUUUUGACAUGUCUGGCUACGGGUUUCUUACCAAAGGACAUCACUCUGUAUAUCAAAAGAAAUGGACGUGUCCUGACUCUAGAGGACGGGUUGGUGACCACUGGAGUUCUCCCAAAUAAUGACAACACCUUCCAGAGAAGAGAUCAUGUAGAGAUUUUGAAGUCUGAUGUUUCCAUCUACACCUGUGAAGUUAAUCAUCGUGCCUCUAAAAUGCGUGUUGAAGAGAAAUGGGAUCACAUUAUUGUGGAAGACAAUGAGAAUAUGCCCAUCAUCAUUGGUGCUGCUGUCACUAUUCUGAUUGUGGUUGCAGCCAUUGGUGGGAUACUUAUUUUCCUUAAGAAGAAGACACGCCGACUUGAAUGCAAAGAAGGCUCCAGUCAGUCAAGUCUAGGGACUGUAAGCACCUCCAGCUCCAAUGAUAGCCAAAAGAAGGAUCAACCAGUCACUGGUACAAGCACACCUAAUGAGAAGGAGCCCCUCAUGGAUAAUGGUCUAGAGUCUGUGGCCACCUCCAGCGCCAAUGGUGACCAUGGUAGCCAGAAGAAGGCUCAACCAGUCACUGGUACAAGCACACCUAAUGAGAAGGAGCCCCUCAUGGAUAAUGGUCUAAAUUCUCAGGGCUCCUCUGGAACAGAACAAGCCAAUCCAUCCUAUGAUUCUGGUGCUGAUAAUUCAUCUCCUAGUUCCAACAAUCAGAGCGAUGAAUAAAAGUGACACGAGUCUGACUAAUUAGCAAUCUCAAUCAUUUGGAGCCAGAUUAUAAUAUGGCAAAAAUAUUGAGAAACAAGUCAUGUUCCCAAGCAGAUCUAUGAAAUCUAAUAUAUGAAGUUAUUUGAGGAAUGAAAAACUAAGUUUUCUCAUAAAUAUAUUUACUACAUAUUUGGGAACAUGUAGCGCACUACAUGUUUACUACAUGUUUGGAAACCUGUAUUAAACACUAUGGACAAAGUAGUCAGCAAAUAUGCCAAUACCUAAUUACAAAUAAGAAGAAUUGGAAAGAUGCGUUUCAGGUUUUUGUUUUUUCAGUGAGGACAUGUUACACCUUGAUCCAUUAAUGUAAAAUCAUAUUUUUCCUUCUGACAAAUCUGCUAAAACAACAAAAGAUAGCAAAUUAUUUAAAAGAAAGUUUGAAGUAAAAAAAAGACUGUAAGACCUCAGAGUAAGAAAAAAUACUGCAGUGUGAGCUUUUUUGUAGACCUAUAAUAAAUCAUAUUCACAAUUUGAAAGUAUUUUGAGUUAGCCAAACCGAUCAUGUUUGUUACACGAUUACAUAUGCUAUUUGAAGUAAUAAGGGAAGUUUAGUUAUUCUCUUUUGGAUCUUUACAAUGCUUCAUGAAUUUUUUUGGUUACUUUUUAAACUCUGUAUUAUAUUAUUGCUUUAAAAGUUUUUAAAACUCCAAGUUUUAGGGGGUUUUAUUUGUAUUUUGGGACUUGUGGGGCUUUUACUGACUAAAUAUUUUGUACUGUAUUUGCACUGGUGGUACGAAGAGUGAUAUUUUUCUUUGUCUAAUUGUGACAUUGUGAGGAAAGAAUAAGUAUUUGCAACUUUUCUCUAAUGAUUAAAUCAUCAAGUUAUGUAUGAAACUAGAUGUUUACGUAGAAUCUUUGCAGUAUCUCUUAGAUCAUCGUAUCGUUACGUUUGCUAUUCAUUGAUCUGUUGAGAGAUUUUUUUUCAAAUGAUUAAGACUUCAAAACUAAAAUGUACCUUCAUGUAACUGUAUUUUCUAUCUGAAUAAAACAAAGAAUUAUUUUUACCCAAUGAA